CCAUGGACUCGCUCCAGCACUCAUAGCACACAAGAGGUCUACAAGACACAGAUUUUUUUUGUUUUUGUUGUUGUUGUCUGUCAACCAACGCCAGUCUUAUUACACACCAUAAACACUGUGAAAAUAACUCUCCGGACCGGACGCUUUCUCCUAACAGACCCAUGUGUCUCCCGUAGUAACAGGCGGAUGAGACCCGCUAAAGAGCCGCACUGCCUGGAACAAACAAGGCAUUCCUAUCCAUCCCUCUGUCCACCCCCCCUUCCCCUCCCUGUCUCCUCUUGGGGCUGUAAAUAAGCUGGGGCUGUGUAGACCCUUGAGAGGCCAUCCCCCUCCCACUCUUCCCCACCACCGCUAUCCCCUUCUAACUCCUCACCCUACUCACACUCUGCUGCUGCUCUUUAUGCUGCUGAAAGGCGCCAGGGAGAUGCUCAGAUGAUCCAUUGGGCCAUCCUGAUCCACAUCGUCCAUACAGCCCAAGACAGGGAAGACUAACUAGUGCAAGUGUGAGAGAGCCCUUGGAGCGUGCUGUGAGAACCCUGCGAGGCCCACCCGCCCGCCAAGCCUGGCAGAAAGCUUGGCUUGCCCCUUCACUCCUCCAGCCCCUGAGAUGCCCUCCCCUCCCAAUGAAGGAGAGGAUCAAGGAGCGUCCCCCGUGAACGGGCCAUCUGUGGGAUCCUACCACAGCAGUGGGAAGAGGAAGGUGCGCACCAAAAAGAAGAAAGGCACUAUCAGCGGCAAUGUUGCUGGCACCAAAUAUGAGAUCGUUCGUAUAGUCAUCAACGAAAUGGACUUUAUCAAGUCCCGAGAUGACGACGAGACUGCCAACCUCAUCUGGAAUGACUCGGCCGUGCAGCACGAGAAAAUCGCUGAGCUCAGGAAUUAUCAGAGAAUUAACCAUUUCCCUGGUAUGGGCGAAAUCUGCCGGAAAGACUGCCUAGCAAGAAACAUGUCCAAAAUGAUCAAGUGCCAGCCUCAAGAGUACAGCUUCAUACCCAAAACCUGGAUCUUCCCCGCUGAGUACACUCAAUUCCAGAACUACGUUAAGGAGCUACGCAGGAAACGCAAGCAGAAGACCUUUAUUGUCAAACCCGCUAAUGGAGCCAUGGGUCACGGGAUCUCGCUUAUCCGUAACUGUGAGAAGCUGCCAGCCCAGGAGCACUUUAUCGUUCAGGAGUACCUGGACAAGCCCUUCCUUAUGGAGGGCUACAAGUUUGACCUACGCAUCUACAUCCUUGUCACUUCUUGCGACCCACUUCGAAUUUUUCUCUACAACGACGGCCUGGUUCGCAUGGGCACAGAGAAGUACCAUGCACCCAGUGAGGCCAACCUGAGCCAGCUCUACAUGCAUCUGACCAACUACUCAGUCAACAAACACAAUGAGAACUUUGAGCGAGACGAGACAGUGGACAAAGGCAGCAAGAGGUCCAUCAGUUGGUUCACCGAGUUCCUCCGCACCAACGACUACGAUGUGGCCAAGUUCUGGGGAGACGUCUCUGAGCUAGUGGUGAAGACGUUAAUAGUGGCGGAGCCCCAUGUGCUGCACGCCUAUCGCAUGUGUCGCCCCGGCCAGCCACCAGGGAGCGACAGUGUCUGCUUCGAGGUCCUGGGCUUUGACAUCAUCCUGGACCGCAAACUCAAACCCUGGCUACUGGAGAUCAAUCGAGCUCCGAGCUUUGGGACCGAUCAGAAGAUUGAUUACGACGUGAAGAAAGGGGUGCUGCUCAACGCUCUAAAACUCCUCAAUAUUCGAGCCAGUGAUAAGAAACGCAACCUGGCCCAGCAGAAGGCAGAGGCUCAGAGACGGCUCUAUGGACAUGGCUCCAUGAAGAAACUCUCUGCUGCUUCCUCGGACUGGGAGAAACAACGUCACACACUGGAGCGAAGGAGAGAAGAGCUGAAAGAGCGACUGGCACAGGUCCGCAAGCAAAUCUCCAGGGAGGAGCAUGAAAAGCAACAUCUGGGUAACUACAGACGUAUUUACCCCCCAGACGACAAGCUGCUGCUGGAGAAGUAUGAAAGCCUGCUCUCGGCCGCCUUUCAGACCUUCCUCGCCGGGCGAGCUGCCUCACUUCAAAAGGAAAUGAAUAAUCCUCUGAAACGAAUGAAGGAGGAAGACAUCUUGGAUCUGCUGGAGCAAUGUGAACUGGACGAUGAGAAGCUUAUGGGCAAAUCCUCCAGGCAACGAGGCCCUAAGCCCUUGACCGCCAUGCCAGAAUGCAGUCAGACACCAAGACGUCAACGACCUGACUACCUGGCUGACUUCACCAGUGGCAGCAGCGCCGAUAACUCCUGCUCUUCCUCAGAUGAAGAAGAGGAGGAGAGGAGGAAGUCAGGAGGUGGAGGAGGAGGAAGAGGCGGAGAGAAGAGGGAGAAGAAGGUUUCCUACGACCUUGGGGAUUGCAAGGAGAAGAACUUGGCCGAGCGCUCAGGGCGCAUGCACUGGAAACCUCCAAUCAAGACGCUCAAAACCAGCCCCGCCCCCUCUGCUUCCCCGACACUUUCUGGUCCAAUCAGGCGCUCCAUUUCCUGCCCUCGUUCAAUUUCCUCCCUCUCAUCACCCAGUGAGGUGCGGGCAUUGUCCGCCAGGCCUUCUCCUACAGUUCCUGUGGCCACUCCCCUCAUCAGGCCGAGCUCUGCCACGCUGCGCUCUCACUCACUGAGUCGCAGUGGCUCCGCCCACCGCGUUCCUCACAGCAACAGCCUGGGGACCAUCCACUCCCACAUAGGUGAUCCCCUGAUAAACCUAAGGAGUAAAGAGCAAGAGGCCGAGCUGGUGCGUCAAACUCUGGCCGCGCUCACCGCCAUGAGGAUCAGGUUUCCGGGCAAAACCGAGGAAGAGGCCGAUGCUGUGCUGGAUGAGAUCCUUGACAACUGGAAAUACCAUAAAUCAAAGGUGGCAUCCUAUUGGUUAGUGAAGCUGGACUCUACCAAACAACGGAAGGUGUUGGAUAUUGUACGAACCAAUGUACGCUCAGCGCUGCAGCGGAUCUGGAGGGAGCCGGAUGUAGAGAGUCUCCACCUCUACCGGCUCUUUAACCGCAUCUUCAACCGGCUGCUCUGGAGUCACGGCCAGGGCCUGUGGAACUGCUUCUCGAACACUGGUUCAUCGUGGGAGACCAUCUUCAGUAAGAGCAGCGAGGUGGUGUCACCCCAGGAGCUGCAGUGCUGCCGCCGGCUGGUCCAGCUGUGCCGAGAUUGCCUGUUGGUCGUCUACAAGUUUGUCUCAGAGUCCCGCGGCUCUUUGACCGGGCUCAGCCCUGAAUGGGACGACACCAGGUACUGGAACGCUGUUAGCAGGAGCUGCCUCACUGCUCUGUCUCGGUGGAAGGUGUCAUAGAAAAGUCUUAGAAAGGUACUGACGUCUAUGCCUCGGAAUGAUAGGUAUCUGCUGCCAGUGACCUCCCAGUUCAUCAUGAAGUGGCCUUCGUCCAGCUUUGGCCGCAUCUCCUCGGCCAUGCCACGCUCACGCAGCCUUUUCGCCGCCAGAAUGGGCCACUUCUGAGGUCACCGUGGCAACCCUGGCUUCUGACACCUCGCCUUUUGACCUCAACACCUCCCCUCCCCUGACUCUCUCCCAGCCAAACUCCGAUCUCAGCAAGUCCAGUAUGGAUCUUAAUUUGGAGCAGCUCUGGACACCGUAUGGAGCCUCAUCCUUGGCCAAACCCCCCCUGUGGAAGACCAACAAAGAAAGGCCAGGUGAUUUGGGACUGCUAAAGGGCCUUGUUCAGUUUAGACUAGUUUGGACCUGCCUAGACCAGCAGACCACCUACACCCUCGACCCUCAUCUUUAGCCCCAGUAACACCAGACAAUGGGUUCACCCCUCUUUUCUCAUUGUAAUUGCUGUAUUAUACCUACUCACUGUACAGUUACAAGUCAUGGUACUGUAAAAGGAAAGAUUAACACACACUAAACAAUGCAAGGAUUAUUUAUUUAUGUACUUACUUAUUUUGUAUGGUAUUCAAUGAUGAAUGCAGUGAAUGCUGAUGCAGAAUGCAGAUAUGGAAUGAUAUUAACAAAGCUAUCCCUUGUUUGAGAAAGCGGAUGUAAAAAACAACAACAACAAAAAGCUUAUUUUUGCUGGCUGUAAUCAGUUAUUUUAUUUCUGAAUUUAAAUUAUUUCAUAACUUAUAUCAGAGGCUUUAUGUUUAUAAAUGUUUUAACAGUCACUUUAUGUUCUAGUUUUUACUGAAGAGAGGUGGUGCCCAGAAAACUCAAAAUGUUUCACUUUUGAAUGCUAAUGCUUCAUGUUUUACCUGUGUGAUAUUAAGUGCAGCACUAUUAAGCAACACAAUGUUUAGAAUGUCAGUGUAGUAAAGCCAAGCCUCUUUGCCUUGUAGAGAAUGAGCUGACUUUGAUGCCACAGCAUAAAGAGCCAAACUUCAGUCUCAGAGAGCACCCAGCUCCUAAUAUGCACUUGGCAGUUUGUCACAGAAAGAGAAAGUGGGUGCACAUUAAAAGUAGUGUUUGCAUGCUUAGAUUUUAGUCCCUCACCCAGAUGUAGUGGUUAGGACAGAGGAACUGCGUUUGGAACAUACUUGAAGUUUUGUGUUGUCAUUAAUUAUUGUGUCUUUGUAUCGGCUGCACUCCGGAGGAGACACUUGUAGAUUUGUCGUCUGAAGUAUGGAUGAGUUCAGGAUAAUUACAUUAAGUGUUGCAUCCAAGGACGUGCACAAGGUCGGGCUGACGUUGCCAGAGAAACGGCUCAUUUGCUCUGUUUGGCUGAGCUGUCAAAGAGGGAAACAAUAAGAAUAAUAAUGUAAUUGCUAAAGUUAGACCUAAUGAAAUCACCAUAUCAUCCAUUACUUUUUGAUGCAUGUCUCAGCGGGACACAGAGAUGUGGUGGCCCUAUGCGAUGCCCACUGACCCGUCAUGUGACAAUGUAGUAUCGAAUUUAGUAGUGUUGCCCUUUGUGUGAGUGGAAAUGAUUACCGAUGAAUAGUAUAACCAAUGGAAUGGCCUGUAAACAAAAACAUCCACAUAUUCUUCCAGACAACGUGCACCUCGUCACGUUUGCAACAUUGCCUUAUAUAAUUUCCUCACAUAAACCAAUCUUAGCUAGCUAACAUAUAGGGAGGUUUUUUUUUUUUUUCAGGUUAGGUAACAGCCC
This is a messenger RNA of Morone saxatilis (striped sea-bass), 5108 nucleotides long. It is a transcript of the gene ttll7, whose product is annotated as tubulin tyrosine ligase-like family, member 7. The transcript is spliced from 22 exons. The record is from RefSeq and is a predicted model, not a curated record. Gene Ontology annotation, biological process: microtubule cytoskeleton organization; protein polyglutamylation. Lineage: Eukaryota; Metazoa; Chordata; Actinopteri; Moronidae. Gene Ontology annotation, cellular component: cilium. Bases 608 to 3337 code for a protein of 909 amino acids. Gene Ontology annotation, molecular function: tubulin binding; tubulin-glutamic acid ligase activity.